Macrobrachium nipponense is the source of this 5377-nucleotide messenger RNA. RefSeq names its product NAD-dependent histone deacetylase sirtuin-1-like (gene Sirt1). Gene Ontology annotation, biological process: negative regulation of DNA-templated transcription. The transcript is spliced from 15 exons. The record is from RefSeq and is a predicted model, not a curated record. Gene Ontology annotation, molecular function: NAD+ binding; histone deacetylase activity, NAD-dependent; transcription corepressor activity. The coding region runs from base 414 to 2714 and encodes 766 amino acids. NCBI's taxonomy places the organism in Eukaryota, Metazoa, Arthropoda, Malacostraca, Decapoda, Palaemonidae. Gene Ontology annotation, cellular component: nucleus; nucleoplasm; rDNA heterochromatin.
CAAUAAAAUCCCUUUUUUUAUUUAGUUCAUGAUUUCUAGUUCAUAGGAAAUACAUGGAAUGGUAAUGCUGUGCAGGUCAUUGAAGAUAAUGUUGAAGCUAUUUUCUGCAGCUGUUAGGACAAAAAGUCAUAUUCAUUGGUUACCGUUGCCACCUUCCUUUCAUCUCACCACAACAUACUGAAAGUUGGUGAAGCAGACAGAGGAGAGAGACUUGUGGGCAGUCACAGUGGUCCAAGUUGACCUUCGUCUUCCCAGUCGCGAGACGGAGACAGGGAUUCGUUCAGCAUUUGGCAACGUCGCGUGACGUCAGUUAAGAGGGCCGACAAUGGCGGAUAGAGUACACGGUAUGGAGUCCGCUGUGCCUGCAAAACGACCCAGAUUGGACUUCCCAGACGAAAUAUCUAAUCACCAGUAUGGUAGUGACUUCCAGUGUUUUGCAGGAACUUCGGAGCUGUUAUCAGGAAGCUACAGUAAUGGUGGUGAUUUCACAAUUACUUCAGAUUCCGGAUUUAAUGAACUUACUCCACCUCAAAGCAUGGGGAAGCUACAGUAAUGGUGGUGAUUUCACAAUUACUUCAGAUUCCGGAUUUAAUGAACUUACUCCACCUCAAAGCAUGGAAGACGAAAUAACUACACCAACAAGUUCCAGUCAAGGUGGCAAUAUUGACAGACCUGAAACUGAGAAUGAUUUUGCUGAUGAAAACACAAAUGACAGCUCUGUCAAUGACUGUCCAGACAAUUGGCAGAAUGUCACCAGUGUUAAUCAGGAUGACGACGAUGAUGAUGACGAUGACCGGCAGUCUGUUGCUUCUACUGCUUCUAACCUCAGUGGCCUGUCAGAUUUUUCUAACUUCUCAGGGAAGGACUGGAAACCGUGUGCAGGUCCUAUGUCAUGGGUUCAGCAGCAGAUGCUACGUGGUGUUGACCCUCGAAGUGUCCUUGCUCACAUGCUGGGAUCAAAGGCUCGCAUACCAGAGGGAAUGUCAGAUGUUAUUUUAUGGAGAUUCAUAUUGAACAUGCUCAUGUUCUCUGAACCUCCAAGGAGAGAGAAGUUACGACACAUAAAUACUCUUGAAGAUGUGGUCAGACUGCUAAAGUCCUGUCGUAAAAUAAUUGUAUUGACAGGUGCAGGGGUAUCUGUGUCAUGUGGCAUCCCAGAUUUUAGAAGCCGAGAUGGAAUCUAUGCUCGUCUGGCUGUGGACUUUCCUGACUUACCUAAUCCUGAAGCUAUGUUUGAUAUCCAUCAUUUCCGCCGUGAUCCACGCCCAUUCUUCACCUUUGCCAGGGAAAUAUACCCAGGCCAAUUCACUCCCUCCCUUUGCCAUAAAUUUAUUCAUCUCUUAGAACGAAACAAUAAACUACUGAGAAACUAUACGCAAAAUAUUGAUACAUUAGAACAAGUCGCUGGAAUUAAGAAUGUAAUACAGUGUCAUGGUUCAUUUGCAACAGCUACAUGUCAACAGUGUGGCCAUAAAGUAGACGCAAAUGCAAUUAAAGAAGACAUCUUCUCGCAGCGAAUCCCACAGUGUCCAAUAUGUACAGAGGAACAAAAUGAACAAGAUGAUAGCACAUCUAGUUUAGAUUCACAACAAAGAUUACCUAGUGAAAGUAACAGUUCUAGUCAAGAAAACAGAACUGACAAACACCAGAAAUCACCAGACAAUGCCACCACAAGUCAAGAUGAUGAUAUUCCUGAAUUAGACAUACUCUCCUCCCACAGAUUACCUGAGCCCUGCCAGGUACCUCUUCAGCCAAUAAUGAAGCCAGAUAUUGUGUUCUUUGGUGAGGGUUUACCAGACGAGUUUCAUGAUAGAAUGGCCGAAGACAAAGAUGAAUGUGAUUUACUCAUUGUCAUAGGAUCCUCCCUCAAAGUUCGCCCUGUAGCACUUAUUCCUAGUUCAGUUCCUUCACACGUGCCUCAAAUACUAAUAAAUCGUGAACCUCUUCGUCACCUCACUUUUGAUGUGGAGUUAUUGGGAGACUGUGAUGUAAUAAUUAAUGAGCUUUGUCAUAGGAUGGGAAAUGGCUGGAAAGAUUUAUGUAUUCAAGAUAGCAUGACAGAAAUAAGAGAAUUACCUCCGAGACCACUUCCGCCUCUUAGUAUUAACAGUGCUGAUGGAGAUGAUACUAACUCAUCUGUCGGAACUCCACUUAUAGCUCCUCAACAUGCUCCACACCCUCGAGAUGAAAGUGAUAUAGAAGCCCUCCGAGCUUGCUGGGCACCAAAGAUUCGUGAAACUGUAGCAUCUAGACUACCAGAUAAUAUGUUUUUGUAUACUGGUGGUCACAAGUAUGUAUUUCCCGGAGCUGAAGUUUACUAUGAUCCAGAUGAUGAUUUUGAAGAGGAUGACGAAAAGUGUCGCAGCUCAGAGUCUGAAAAUGAAGACGAUAUAACUCAGGAAGAAGACAGUCAGUCAGGUCAUGAUCAAGCUUCAGCAGCCUCCUCUACGCAUCAUCCAAGAUUGGAGGAUUGCCAUUCAACAGAUGCUCCUCACCUUUCUCCAGAAGAUGUUGACAGCCUCCUCUCAGCUGCAGAUAAUGGCCAAAAUCAGGAUCAUGAAGACUGGACUAGCCUUAAUGCUAGUCUAGAUACCUCUCUAGACUGCGAUCACACACUACCUGGUUGCGACACUGAUAAUGAACAAACUUCCGACAAUGCCUCUAAAGUUACAGACUUUUCCAGCAACAGAUAUUCACCCCCAUCAGACCUAUGACCUUCCUUCUUAAAAGAAAUAAAAUUGUAAAUAUAUGAACCUGUCAAUCCUGUUGUCACAGACCUUUAUGGCUGCCAUUAGAGAAUAGUUACUUUUAAAAGAAAGCAAGAUUUGAAGGUGAAGUUUUAGUGCGUUUUAAGGAUUGUGAUAAACCAUAAUUUAUUUUUCUUUCCACUAGAUUUAAUUUUUUGACAUAACGUGAAUGACUUGCAGCUUUAAUGAAGAUAUAGUGUUGACUCAUUUAAAACCGUCCUUAAGUUUGUGUUAUCUCCAGUUUCUACAACCUUUUCAAGGUGAUAGUUAGCUGUAGCUAAUUUGCGUUAUGACUGCUACUUGUAUGUUGUGCAAUGGUGUUGAGUGUUUUGAACCUGACUAUAAUAAUGAAUUAGGCUUCUUGGGAAAGAGUGAGCUACUGGGUGUUAACCGUUUCCUUCUACUCUGUCUUUGACACUACUGCAAAGAUCUGGUUAUUUUAUUUGCUUACAUAUAAUUAUUUGUAGUUCAAAAGUUCUUGCAACUGUGAUCUCAAGUCAAUUUUUCUUGUCGUAACCCUAUUACAUUUUCUUCUGCAAGUUCACCCAUGGUUUAUAAUAGUGUUACUGCUACUAGUGGUGGUCUGUAGUUCAAAAUUAUUUUUCUCUGUGAGGGUGUCAAGUGGAAGAACGAACGAUGACUACUUUGUCAUAGAAUUCAUCUUCUCAAGACAUCUUUUGCCUUGAAUUUUGACCCGAUGAGUGCUGCAAGACCAAGGUUUUGUAGCCGUAUUGCUGGUUAAGUCCAUUUAAGUGUUCAAAAUACAUUAUAAAUUCAGAUGUUUGUAAUUACAAAUUAGGUUAUUUUAUGGUUGAUCUGUAGAUCAGUAUGAUAUACUGUACAAUAAGUAUAUUGCCAGUAUGAGUGAAACUACAUAUAGAAUAGGAUUUGAUCAGUCUGAAGCAGAAUCUUAAAUUAAGAUUUAUUCUCAAAUGAAUGGUUAUUUCAGAUGUGGUUGUCUUGGGGAAGCCUCUCAUAUCCUUUUAUCAUAAAGACCUUUAUUUGUCUUCUUGGUGAACUUUGUAUCCUGUAUAUAAUUAUUUUUAGUUGCUGCCAUGUUAAUGGCACUGUUGGGAACCUACGCUGGAGAGUAGUUUUGUUUAGUACAUAAGUGAAUAUUAUAACAAUUUUAAAAAAAAGAGAUCUACAUUCUUCGAAGCUAAUAUCCAGUUUAAGUUGUUAUUUUGAUGUUGUAUUCAUGACUUGUUUCUGUUGUUAGCUAUAGUUAUCUAUUAUUUUAAAACAGUUCUUUAUUUAAACAGUUUACUUAGGUUAAAUGCAAGUUAUAAAUUGUCUAUCAGUUUAAACAAAAAUAGACCUGUGUGAUUAUAUAUUGGACUUGAAGUGACUGUUUUAGUUUUGUUGAAAGUAGUUACUGGAAAUGACGUGCAAGAUUAACUGAUGUUUUAUAUUUUUCCGAAAUUCUUACAUGAAAAAUUUUGUGCCUUGACAUGUUCAGGGUUAUGCACGACCUCCCCUUUGUUUUCCAGAGGCUCCCCGUGGGUUUAUUUUUUAUUACCAUCAUUAUUUUGGAGAGAAUAUCUUAGUCCUACCUCAUUUUUGUUUGUGUAGUCAUUCAUAAGGAGUACUGGAUAUUGUACAUAAAGUUUUGUCACAACUUUGCUGUGACUUUUGUAUUUUGAGAAGCUUUGGCCAAUGUGUGGGUUUCCUAGCCACGAGUUGAAAAAUGCUACCAGCAAUAGGUAGUAUCUAGUUGCCCCCCAAAAUUUUAUAUCUACUGCCAUUAUUUUUAUUAAUUUUUUUUAUUUUAUUUAGGAUGAUACACAUGUUGGGUACACUUUGGUGAAUAAUCUGAUAUGGUGCUAAGUAACCACAUAGUUUCAGUCAAGUAGUCAAGAACAUUGUUCAGAACGUAGUUGUGACAUUAGUACUUACACAAAACAGUUUAACUCCAUAGGAUCUCGGUAGGGCAUUAUAGUUUGUGGAAGCACUUUCUAAUUGCAGUACAAUUUUAUUUCUUUCUUUUUUUUGUAAUUGAGAGCAUUCAAGAUGAGGUUUCUCUGAGGCUCUGAACAUGUUUGAAAACUUGCCUUAUUUUUUGUAUAUCUUCUUUCAGCAGUUAGUAUUACUUGCACUCCAAGUAUAUUUAAAUGGUGUGAAAAAGCUGCUUCAUAUUGAAGUUUUAAGCUGUUAGCUUAGCCUAGUACAUUAAGGCAAUUGCUUGGAGGGGUUUUGUGAACUAUGAAAUAUUGAUCUUCCUAAACUGCUUAGCAGCCUUCAGAUUAUUCAUUGUUCCCUACCUGUUACUGUGCUGGGUGCUACUUUUGUGCACUGUCAUAGGAUCUCAAAAAGUAGGACUUCAGAUAAUGUGGAGAAGAAAAGGUCAAUUGCUUAUAAGAGCCAGGUCUUAGUUUUUUGCACUUGGAAGAGCUCUCAAUGUGAUGUAAACUUCUACAUCUGUUGGAACAAUUCCUUUGCUUCCUCACAUAAGUAAAUUAUAUAGAGUCGCUGUUAGCAUCAAGGGUCCAAUGGCAUAAAACUUUGUUGCUGUUACGUAUAAGAUUUGCCUAUGGUACAAGUAUGGCUUUUUUUCAUGUGGCCUACAAUACUUUCGUUUCCUUAUCUAAAUAAAACAAAAACAGCAAUAAAAAUUAUCCUUUUUUUGUAAA